AUGGAAUUUAAAACAGGCGCUAUGCUGGAAAUCUUUCUCUUCUUGAUAGUUGACAUCUAUCUUUGCCUUGGUGAAAUUCGAUAUUCUGUUCCAGAGGAGAUGAGACGGGGUUCUGUUAUUGGCAAAGUUACGAAAGAUUUGGGCGUCAAUAUGAAAACAUUGGAGUCUCGUAAUCCCAGGAUUGAAUUCGAAGGUAGAACUCGUUACUGCGACAUUAAUCAGCAAUCAGGGGAUUUGGUUGUCAAUGAGAGGUUAGACCGAGAAGAGCUAUGCGGACAGAAGCCAUCAUGCACCUUAACGUUUGACUUCUUCAUGGAGAAUCCUCUUGAACUGCACCGCGUCACUCUGGAAAUCCAAGAUAUUAACGACAAUGUGCCUACCUUCCCGCAUAAUGAAAUUUAUUUAGAAAUAAGAGAAUCAGCCGAUAAAGGAGAGCGAUUUUCCGUGGAUGAGGCACUGGACCCGGACGCAGGACUGAAUUCGGUACAACGUUACACACUAUCAGUCAAUGAACAUUUUAGUUUUGCUGUUCACACCAAUGCAGAUACAACGAAACAUGCAGAGAUAAUACUGGAGAACGAGUUGGAUCGCGAAAAGCAGGACCAUCACUCUCUUAUUUUGACAGCAUAUGAUGGGGGCAAUCCUCCGAAAUCGGGUACUGUAAUGAUACAUGUUCGCGUGCUGGAUGCUAAUGAUAACAAACCUGUUUUUACGCAGACUGUGUACAAGGUGAGCGUACCAGAAAAUGCUCCUUUAGACACGGUUGUGGUAGCUGUGAGUGCGACUGAUGCGGAUGAAGGGAUUAAUGCAGAUGUCACUUAUGAAUUUAGUCACAUUUCCAUGAGAGCUAAAAGUAUUUUCUCUAUUGAUCAGAAAACUGGGGAAAUUAAACUUAAAGGCCCAAUGGAUUUUGAGGACACCUCCUCGUAUGAAAUGCACGUUAAAGCGAAAGAUGGUGUCGGUCAGGCUGCUUCGUGUAAAGUGAUUGUAGAUGUGACUGAUGUAAACGAUAACGCUCCAGUAAUAUUCAUUAAAUCAUUAAAGACGCCUUUUCCAGAGAAUGAACCGUCAGGCUCCGAAGUAGCAGUGAUCUACGUUCAGGACAAAGAUACUGAAUCCAGUGGCAAAGUCAAAUGUUUCUUUCAGCCGAACACUCCUUUUAAAUUGAGUCCAUCAAUUAAAAAUCAUUUUUCAUUGACUACUAUUGAAAGAUUGGACCGUGAGAAGGUGUCAGAAUAUAACAUCACAAUUACUGCUGUCGACGAAGGCUCUCCUCCACUAUCCUCCUCUAUAUCGCUGAUAGUUUCUGUUGGAGAUGUGAAUGACAAUCCACCUGUUUUUGAGAGACAGUCGUACAGCGCCUAUCUGACAGAAAAUAACAAACCAGAGUCAUCUGUCUGCACUGUUGCUGCAAGAGACCCAGACUGGAGACAGAACGGUUCAGUCUUCUACUCUCUCGUGCCCAGCGAAAUUGGUGGUUUGUCAGUAUCUUCCUUUUUAUCCAUUAACGGAGACACAGGAGUGAUCAGUGCAGUCAGAACAUUUGACUAUGAACGGUUUAGAGACUUAACCAUCCAGGUUAUGGCUAGAGAUAACGGUUCUCCUGCACUGAGCAGUAAUGUGACUGUAAGAGUCUUCCUUACAGAUGAAAACGACAACCCUCCUCAGAUCUUAUACCCAGCCCCACAGGAAAACUCUAUCAUGACAGAGGUGGUCCCCAAAUCGGCUCUCUCAGGCUCUCUAGUUUCCAAAGUGAUUGCCGUGGAUGCUGACUCAGGACAGAACGCAUGGCUGUCAUAUAGUAUUGUCAAGGCUACUGAUGCAGGACUCUUCACCAUUGGUGUUCAUAGUGGAGAAAUCAGGACACAACGCGAUAUCUCUGAAUCUGAUCUCAUGAGACAAAGCCUUAUAAUUGCAGUGAGAGAUAACGGGCAACCCUCUUUAUCAACAAGCUGUGCAGUGCAUUUAGUGAUUUCGGAUAACCUCGCUGAAAUUACUGACCUCAAAUAUGCUAACCAUCAACAGGACAAUUCACGGCUGACAUUAUAUCUGAUCAUCGCACUGGUCUCUGUGUCCACGUUUUUCCUGACUUUCAUCAUUCUUAUUAUAGCAGCGAGGUUUUGUCAAAGAAAAAAGCCCAGACUCUUGUUUGACACAGCAGUCGCCAUUCCCAGCACCCACCUCCCCCCCACCUAUGCAGAGAUGGAGGGAGCAGGAACUCUGCACAGUUCUUACAAUUAUGACACAUACUUAACAACAGGCUCACGUACAAGUGACUUUAAAUUCCUCACAUCAUACAAUGAGAAUACGCUGCUUGCUGACCAUACACUGAGGAAGGGCUCAAAUGAUAUCAUCAAUCUCUCUGGUGAAUGUUUUUCAAGAGAAUCUAAUGAGGUAUGUACUUGCCUUUCUCGGUAG
Molecule: messenger RNA, 2418 nt
Organism: Chanos chanos (milkfish)
Lineage: Eukaryota; Metazoa; Chordata; Actinopteri; Gonorynchiformes; Chanidae
Product: protocadherin gamma-A12-like
Exons: 1
Coding region: 1-2418 (805 amino acids)
Biological process (GO): homophilic cell-cell adhesion
Cellular component (GO): plasma membrane
Molecular function (GO): calcium ion binding
Source: RefSeq, a predicted model, not a curated record